Messenger RNA from Mercurialis annua (annual mercury), 1759 nucleotides. Its product is annotated as serine/arginine-rich splicing factor SR45-like. The transcript is spliced from 13 exons. Gene Ontology annotation, cellular component: cytoplasm; ASAP complex; nucleoplasm. Gene Ontology annotation, molecular function: RNA binding. Gene Ontology annotation, biological process: mRNA splicing, via spliceosome. Lineage: Eukaryota; Viridiplantae; Streptophyta; Magnoliopsida; Malpighiales; Euphorbiaceae. Bases 130 to 1374 code for a protein of 414 amino acids. The record is from RefSeq and is a predicted model, not a curated record.
GAAUUACUUUGGGGUCCCAUAACCGCAAACAGACGGAUAAAAUUACAAGAAGAACACUGUCUCUUUUCCGUUUCUAAUUUUCGCAGUAGAGGGGUUUAUCUUAGGGUUUCUUAUUGACCUCUGCAACUCAUGGCCAAGCCAACGCGGGGCCGUCCCUCGCCACCCUCCGGUUCCGCCUCCGGUUCAUCAUCUCGCUCCCGCUCCAGAUCACGCUCUUACUCCGGCUCAGACUCUCGGUCCAGCUCGCGCUCUCGCUCCGUUUCCUCCCGCUCACGGUCACGCUCUCGAUCAUUAUCUUCCUCUUCUCCUUCUCGCCGCAGUCCUCAGAAAAAGAGUCCUGCUGAGGCAGCUAGGCGAGGCCGCUCUCCACCACCGCAAUCUAAAAAAUCAUCUCCGCCUCCAAGGAAGGCGUCUCCCAUUCGUGAGUCUCUUGUUCUUCAUAUUGACUCACUCAGCAGGAAUGUAAAUGAAGGCCAUAUGAAAGAAAUUUUUGGCAAUUUUGGUGAAGUUGUGCAUGUUGAGCUGGCAAUGGACCGUACUGUUAAUCUUCCAAAAGGAUAUGGAUAUGUUGAGUUUAAGACACGAGCUGAUGCCGAGAAAGCUUUACUAUAUAUGGAUGGGGCCCAAAUUGAUGGCAAUGUGGUUCGAGCCAGGUUCACAUUACCUCCAAGGCAGAAGGUUUCCCCACCUCCAAGGCCUGUUGCUACCAUUCCAAAGAGAGAUACUCUGAAACCUGAUAAUGCCGGUGCAGAUGUUGAGAAGGAUGGACCCAAAAGGCAAAGAGAAUCUUUUCCUCUUCUAAAAUCUAUAGCAUCACCUCGAAAAAGGUCUCCAAUCUAUCGUAGAGAUGGAUCUCCUAGACGUCUUCCUGAUUCUCCUCCACGUCGACGUGCAGAUUCUCCUCGCCGGCGGAUGAAUUCUCCUUAUCGCCGUGGGGAUUCACCACCACCAAGACGGAGGCCACUAUCCCCAGCUAGGGGGCGUUCUCCAUCUUCUCCAAGGCGUUAUAGAUCACCUGCAAGGGGUUCUCCUAGGAGAAUGCGUGGUAGUCCGGUGCGGAGACGUUCUCCUCUUCCUCCAAGGAGACGUUCACCUCCUAGAAGAGGCCGUACUCCUCCAAGAAGGUCUCCCAUUCGUCGGCGCAGCCGCUCUCCAAUUCGUCGACCUGUUCGCUCGCGUUCAAGGUCAUUUUCACCAAGGAGAGGCCGAGGACCUGCUGCAAGGCGUGGACGUUCAUCAUCGAAUUCCAAAUCACCUAGUCCUCCACGCAGGGUUGCUCGGAAGAUAUCAAGAAGCCGUAGUCCUAAAAGGCCUUUGAGAGGUAGAAGCACUAGCAACAGCAGUACUAGCAGUUCGCCACCCCGUAAACCAUAAGUAGUAUGAGCGGGUUAUACCUAAUGUGUGGUCAGGAUCAUGGAUCGUUUGGGGCGAACUACCAGAAUGCACUUCGGUUCCCAUUUUGCUUACUUGAUGUAAAAUACUUGUUUAGUUUAAAUUUGCAACGGAUAAAGUGCACCCUGACAAGUUCCUGUUGUGUUGAUGAGGCUAGCUGAGAAUACACAAUCUUUUUGGAGAACAUGUUUGUUUAACCUUGCUGAUAUGCUGGUGCAGCUUGUAUGCAACUAUCGUGUCUAGUAUAGUUCUAAAAUUUGAUAACAAUUAAGGAUUUGUUGCAAUCCCUAUCACCUUGGAGAUUGUAUUCUUUUUUGUUCGUCUCGGAUCUCUGCUUAUAAUUAGAACUUCGGCUUUUCUGUUCCCA